CUUCUAUAUAAAAUUUUGCAUAAAGAACAGCCCUAAACACUAUUACUAUGAAGUCGCUCGCUUCCAUUGCCAUUGGGGCAGCGGCUCUUGCCUCUGUUGCCAGUGCAUCCGUCAAAGGAUUCGACAUCUCUCAUUACCAACCCACUGUUGACUUUGCCAAGGCAUAUUCGGAUGGCGCACGCUUCGUUAUUAUCAAGGCUACUGAGGGAACCACUUAUACCGAUCCCAGUUUUAGUGAUCACUACACCAAGGCCACCAGUGCCGGCUUCAUCCGUGGUGGCUACCACUUUGCGCAACCUGCGUCUUCCUCCGGCGCCGCCCAAGCCAAAUAUUUCCUGGCACAUGGAGGAGGUUGGUCAUCUGAUGGCAUCACUCUGCCUGGAAUGCUGGAUCUCGAGUAUGCUCCCAGCGGGGACAGCUGCUAUGGUUUGAGCGCCAGCGCCAUGGUCAGCUGGAUUAAUGACUUUAUCAACACUUAUCACACCGCUACUUCUCAGUAUCCUCUCAUUUACACUUCUACAAGCUGGUGGCAGCUGUGUACCGGAAACAAUGGCUCGUUUGGCAGCAAGUCUCCUCUUGUGGUUGCGCGAUAUGCCAGCUCCGUCGGUACGCUGCCCAAUGGCUGGAGCUAUUAUACUAUUUGGCAAAACAGUGACGCGGCUCCCUGGGGUGGUGAUUCUGAUAUUUUUAAUGGAGAUUUGGCGCAGCUUCAGAAGAUUGCCCGUGGAAGCUAGAUACAUGUUCAAUAUUAGACAACAGCUACAAUUGGCAAGGCAGUGUUAAUAGAAAGAGACAGAUAGCUUUCAGUGGUCAUUGUCUGGCUCUACGUAGCCGCAAAAUAAAGCUGGGAAGAGUUGACUAUCAAUGGCUUUUAUGCAUCCUGAACGCUAAAGGUGUAAUACCGUUUUGAGUCUAGACACUUUGUAGAGCGGUGUUUAUGCUAAGAACCAUCACUUG
Molecule: messenger RNA, 957 nt
Organism: Trichoderma harzianum CBS 226.95
Lineage: Eukaryota; Fungi; Ascomycota; Sordariomycetes; Hypocreales; Hypocreaceae
Product: glycoside hydrolase family 25 protein
Exons: 2
Coding region: 48-734 (228 amino acids)
Biological process (GO): carbohydrate catabolic process; peptidoglycan catabolic process; cell wall macromolecule catabolic process
Molecular function (GO): lysozyme activity
Source: RefSeq, a predicted model, not a curated record